CCGAGGUGGCGUUCAACUCGCCGCCAUGUGGACGACGCUGACAUGCCUGCUUUCGUUCACCUUCUUGUCUGUGUUGGCGUCGCCGACGCAGUCUCCACGUCCUCUAGUCAUAUGGCACGGACUUGGCGACUCACAUUCGUCUCCUGGGAUGGUUGAUUUCCAGGACCUCAUCAAGGAGGUGCAUCCAGGAAUCUUCAUCCAUUCUGUACGGAUAGAGGAGGCACUCGACAAGGACCGCGAGGCCGGAUUCCACGGCAACGUCAACGCACAGCUGGGGCUCGUCGCGGACGAGUUAUCUGCCAUCCCAGAGCUAGAGGAUGGAUUCGACGCCAUCGGCUUCUCGCAGGGCGGACAAUUCCUCCGCGCCUAUGUGGAAAGAUACAACUCCCCUCCCACGUACAACUUGAUCACCUUUGGCUCCCAGCAUCUGGGCAUAGCUGACAUCCCCGAAUGCGGCACGUACGACUUUCUCUGCAAGUCAGCGCGUCGCAUUGUCCUCGGUGCCGUCUAUGGCCACUGGGCGCAAGAGAACCUCAUUCAGGCCCAAUACUUUCGCGACCCCUCCCGCUACGCGGAGUACCUGGCCGCGAACCACUUUUUAGCUGACAUCAACAACGAGAUACCCGGCCAGCGGAACGCGACAUACAAGGAGAACCUGCAGACGCUGGAGAAUCUCGUGCUGAUUAUCUUCUCGGAGGACAAGACUGUUGUUCCCAAGGAGAGCGCUUGGUUCGGUUACGAAGAAAUCACAGACGAUAAAUCGGCUGCCCUCAUCAACGACUCCACGGGACAAGAGCAGUACCCCUUGGCCCUCUCCUCACCUGCAGAGAAGAUGAUCGUUCCCAUGCGCCAGCAGCCAAUAUAUAUCGAAGACUGGAUCGGGUUGAAGGAGCUUGAUGAGUCGGGGAGGAUUAUCUUCGGCGUGUGCGAUGGCGAGCAUAUGCAGCUGGGCGACUGUUGGAAGGACUAUGUGAAGAAGUAUGUCGGGUCGCUCGUGUAGUUUUGUCAUACGCAUGCACAACUUUGGCCAUAUACUUUUGUUCUGUAAUCUGCGCCGCUGGCGGCCUGGCGAACAGGUCUAUACCUCGUUCAUGUCAUGGAUACCACGUCCCCAUUUUGAGUGCUGACCACAGCGAUCGUAGGCAGCGGACCGAUGUACAUUGUCCUACAUUUGUCCUGCAUCCGGGGCGUAACGCAACUUGAACCGGC
Molecule: messenger RNA, 1209 nt
Organism: Schizophyllum commune H4-8
Lineage: Eukaryota; Fungi; Basidiomycota; Agaricomycetes; Agaricales; Schizophyllaceae
Product: alpha/beta-hydrolase
Exons: 6
Coding region: 26-1000 (324 amino acids)
Cellular component (GO): lysosome
Molecular function (GO): thiolester hydrolase activity; palmitoyl hydrolase activity
Source: RefSeq, a predicted model, not a curated record